AAGUGUCUUCACGCAUGGAGCCCUCAUCAUGAGGGCACCACGUUGCGUCGGAUACUGUACAGCUGCCUUGCCACAGAACCAAUUGUCGGGAUCUCGACUUUAGGCUGUCGUCUCGCUGUUCUCCACUGAUGCUCCAUGUCAAAUUUUCGAUCUGACGGUCCUGAAGCUGGCUGUUUUUAAUCGGCCCUGCUCGCAUGUCUCUGCUGCUCGUCUGGCGCAAAAAUUCCUGUCAUCCAGUCUGCACACUGUCUCGUCUAUGCUGAUGGCCGAUAUCCUUACAACAGGAGUGGUUCCGACAGUCGGUGUCUUGUUCUGGGGAGUCCUGCGGAUAGACCUCGCUCUCGCCAUAGUUCUUUCGUUCGUUGCAUUUCUAUCUCGCAGACAACUGAUCGCACGACGCGUUAAGCAUGUCUUGCCUCCUGGUCCACUUCGUUUGCCUUUCAUCGGCAACUUACUGCAAAUCCCUCGAGUUCAUCCUUGGUUAACGUACGGAGCAUGGACAAAGCUUUAUGGCGACAUUAUAUAUCUCCAAGUAUUCAGCCAACCACUGGUAGUCCUGAAUUCAGCAACGGUAGCACAGGAUCUGCUAGACAAACGAUCCGCGAUCUAUUCUGACCGUCCCCGCUUGGUCAUGGCUGAACUUUCCGGAUAUGACCAAAUAUUUUCCCUUCAACCUUACGGCAAUUACUGGAAAGCUCAGCGCAAGCUUGUCGCGCACGGUUUCAAUCAGUCGACGGUGCCCAGAUAUUGGCCUACACAAGAAAAUGAGGCACGCAAGCUGGUCCAGGAUAUCCUCGCUGAUCCGAAGUCAGUAAUUAGUCAGAUGGAAUACAGGAUCGCAGCAAUCAUAUUGGAGGUUACUUAUGGCUACUCCGUGAAAGGACACGACGACCCAAUGAUUGCCACACUACACACCUUCAUGAACAACUUUAGCGCGGCAACUCUGCCCGGGGCGUGGCUUGUUGACCUCGUUCCUCACCUCGAGUGCUUACCCACUUGGAUGCCUGGAGUUCAAUUCCUGCGUACUGCAGCGAGUUGGAAAAAGCUUUCGCAGAAAAUGUCAUGGUCGCCGUAUCUAUGGUGCAAGGAGAACGUGAAUAACAGCAUCACUAGGAUGCCCAAUUUCUGUGCUACAACGCUCCAAUCAAAAGAUGGAGUCAUCUCUUCAAAAGAAGAGGCGACGUUGGUUCCCGCUGCGGUGACAGUGUUGGGAGGAGGGUUUCAUACGAAUCUGUCGACUAUCUGCAUCUUCAUCCUCGCCAUGCUCCACUAUCCUGAUGUCCAGGCCAAGGCGCAGGCAGAGAUUGACACAGUCAUAGGACACGACCGGCUUCCCGAUAUCAGCGACAAGGAAUCAUUGCCCUACGUCAGGGCCCUUAUCACUGAAGUAUACAGGUGGAUUCCCGCUGUUCCUCUCGGUCUCCCACAUGGAUUGACCGAAGAUGAUGUCUACAAAGGAUUCUUGUUCAGGAAAGGCACGGCAGUCGUUGCAAACGUCUGGAAUAUGCUACAAGACCCUGAAACCUUUCCUGAUCCUACGGUAUUCAAACCGGAGCGCUAUCAUGGAGAUGCUUCUGAGAUGCGCAAAGUCAUCAACCUCGCAUUCGGAUUCGGAAGGAGGUCGUGCCCCGGACUUCAUUUUGCCGAAGGAACAACCUUCGCAAUUGUGGCGACCAUGCUCGCAACGUGCGAUAUCGUUCCCGCGAAAGAUGCGUACGGCAAGGACAUCAUCCCCGAGCUGAAGUAUACGAGCGAAACCGUCAUAUUCCCGGAGAAUUUGCAGUGCGAUCUGAAGCCUCGCUCUGCUCGGCACAAGACGUUACUUGCAGAUUCGAUUGCGAUGUCAUGAGGCUGGGUCCCACUGAUACACGAUCCGCGGGCAUAUAGUGCGAAGCGUUAACAGGCGAUGUAUGACACGAAAUUUCUCGCGUAUAAAUUCGCAUACAAUGAUUGUUCUUGGAAUGAUUCGAUCGGUCGUGUUGGUUCUGAUUCGAUGUACAGGACUGCUUUUGUCAAUCCUAACUACGUGUAGGGUGGAGCCAUGCAGGUUUUUUUUCGCUUUCCGAUCGUACUCCGCUGUGGCUGUGGUGGCGCCACCGAGUCCCUGCCUGUAGCUGCCUGUACCCUGCACAGGUUGCACGGCUUCACCUAUAACGUCUGGUUACGAGACUAAUGGAACACAGCUUAGGAUGAA
Molecule: messenger RNA, 2194 nt
Organism: Laetiporus sulphureus 93-53
Lineage: Eukaryota; Fungi; Basidiomycota; Agaricomycetes; Polyporales; Laetiporaceae
Product: cytochrome P450
Exons: 11
Coding region: 263-1849 (528 amino acids)
Molecular function (GO): oxidoreductase activity, acting on paired donors, with incorporation or reduction of molecular oxygen; monooxygenase activity; iron ion binding
Source: RefSeq, a predicted model, not a curated record